AUGCUUCCACCGCCACGGACCGGCCCCGCGCUGAAUGUCAAGUGGAUCAUAAAGACGGCCCUCCCCAACAUGGACCGCGAGGUGAAGGAGCAGUACCAGGUGCGGAUCCAGGCCAAAGACAUGGGGGGCCAGCUGGGGGGCCUCGCCGGGACCACCGUGGUCAACAUCACACUCAGCGACGUCAACGACAACCCGCCACGCUUCUCCAAAAGUGAGUAG
Messenger RNA from Knipowitschia caucasica, 219 nucleotides. The record is from the annotation of a GenBank genome assembly. Lineage: Eukaryota; Metazoa; Chordata; Actinopteri; Gobiiformes; Gobiidae.